This is a messenger RNA of Calidris pugnax (ruff), 302 nucleotides long. RefSeq names its product phosphoenolpyruvate carboxykinase, cytosolic [GTP]-like. Gene Ontology annotation, molecular function: GTP binding; phosphoenolpyruvate carboxykinase (GTP) activity; manganese ion binding. The record is from RefSeq and is a predicted model, not a curated record. Gene Ontology annotation, cellular component: cytosol. The coding region runs from base 36 to 302 and encodes 88 amino acids. Gene Ontology annotation, biological process: response to starvation; gluconeogenesis; cellular response to glucose stimulus. The transcript has 2 exons. Lineage: Eukaryota; Metazoa; Chordata; Aves; Charadriiformes; Scolopacidae.
CUUUUUGCCCUUUUUUCCCUCCUUUAGGCCGCACGAUGUACGCCGUGCCCUUCAGCAUGGGCCCUCUGGGGUCGCCCCUGGCGCGCACGGGGCUGCAGCUCACCGACUCCCCCUACGUGGUGGCCUCCAUGCGCAUCAUGACCCGCGUGGCCCCGCCCCGCGACCUCCCCGACCUCGCUUCCGGGGACUUCGUCCAAUGCCUGCACUCUGUCGGCAGGCCCCUCCCCCUCACCGAGCCCCUCGUUAGCCGCUGGCCCUGCGACCCGGCCCGUACUUUGGUAGCCCACCACGUGGCUACCUAA